AUGGCUGAUACCGGCGCGGCAAACGGCCACUCCAAAGCCGCCAACGGCAACGCUGGAGAUUCUCUGGCACCCUACCGUUCGCUCUUCUCCCAUCUCUUCUCCUGGGAAAAUCCUCGUGACUCGGCCAUCGCCUAUACCUCCGUCGUUGCUAGCAUCGUCGCCGUCCGAUAUCUCAACCUCGUUAACUGGGCCCUCGGACUGUCAUGGAUGGUCCUGGCGACCACCGUUGCUGCCGAGGUUGCAGGCAAAGCAGUCCUUAAUAACGGCCUGGCUUCUCAGCUUCGCCCUCGCGAGUACUACACGCUGCCUCGCCAAACAUUUGACAGGCUAGUCAGCGAGGCCCACGGACUCAUCAACUUCUUCCUGGUUGAAGCUCAGCGCAUUGUUUUCGUUGAGAAUGUCUACGCCUCGUCUGCUGCCUUCGCCGUUACCCUCCUUUCCAGCCUCCUUAUCAAGGUGCUUCCCUACUGGGUCCUUGCCAUCGUUGCGACCACCAUCGCCUUCUUCGCCCCGUUGAUCUAUUCCCGAAACCAGGAGUUUAUCGACGAGCAGCUCAGGUCGGCUGCCGACGUCAUCGGCGCCCAGACUGCCCAAGUUCGAGAUGCUGCUCAGAAGCAGGCCGAUCACCUCGCCUCCGUGUCGAAGCAGUAUGCUGGGGACUACACUGAGAAGGUCCAUGAGAUUCUGCGCACCCGCAGCCUGUCUCCCUCGGCCGCUAAGAAGUCGCCUGUCGAGUUCCCCUCCCCUCCUACCGAGGAGCCCAAGGCCGCCGAAGAGCCUGCCCCUCAGGAGCCUAUCAUCGCUUAGAUGAGCUCGUUGACAUGUG
This is a messenger RNA of Trichoderma citrinoviride, 826 nucleotides long. RefSeq lists its product as hypothetical. Lineage: Eukaryota; Fungi; Ascomycota; Sordariomycetes; Hypocreales; Hypocreaceae. The record is from RefSeq and is a predicted model, not a curated record. Bases 1 to 807 code for a protein of 268 amino acids. The transcript has 4 exons.